Molecule: messenger RNA, 1121 nt
Organism: Pelecanus crispus (Dalmatian pelican)
Lineage: Eukaryota; Metazoa; Chordata; Aves; Pelecaniformes; Pelecanidae
Source: RefSeq, a predicted model, not a curated record
UGCCCUACAGAUACCAAAGCAACGUUUGGGGUCCACCUUAAAGUAGUAGGAGACUGGACAGAAAGAUUUCGGGAUUUACUGAUUCUACAUUCAAAUCAAGAUACAGAGAUUCUGCCCAUCUUUCAGCAGAGGCGCUAUCCCAAACUGUAUGUGGAUGGACCUUUUGGAAGUCCCUUUGAGGAAUCCCUGAACUACGAGGUCAGCCUCUGCGUGGCUGGAGGUAUUGGAGUUACACCGUUUGCAUCAGUACUCAACACCCUGCUUGACGGCUGGAAAUGCUACAAGCUCAGAAGACUCUACUUCAUUUGGGUGUGCAGGGACAUUGAAUCUUUCCACUGGUUUGCAGAUCUGCUCUGUAUGUUGCAUAACAAGCUUUGGCAGGAGAAUCGACCAGACUAUAUAAACAUCCAGCUGUACCUCAGUCAAACAGAUGGAAUACAGAAAAUAAUUGGUGAAAAAUAUCAAGCUUUAAACUCAAGGCUUUUGAUUGGACGACCCCGGUGGAAACUCCUUUUUGAUGAGAUAGCGAAGUGUAACAGGCAGAAGACCAUUGGAGUUUUCUGUUGUGGGCCAAACAAAAUCUCUAAGAUACUUCAUAAACUGAGCAACAGCAGCAACUCUUAUGGGACGAGGUUUGAGUAUAAUAAAGAAUCCUUCAGCUGAAAGUCUGUUGGACUAGCAAGACUCUCCAGAAGAUAAAAGUGCAAUUUUUUGUUUGUACAACUUUAAAGUUCAGCUGUGGUUUAAACAGACAGAAGUGUACCAAAGAAUAGCACAGAUUUUCUUAUUUAUGAUUAUUUAAGACUUUGGAAAUGAUGGGUACAGCAGUAUACCAACAAAUAAUAAGUGCUUAUGCUCAAAGCCAAAUGCGCUCGCACAUUGUGGCAGCAGUGAUUCUUUGGAGUUGUUUCUGUUAAUUAAAAAGUACAGAAGCUGGGGAGAGACACAGUUGCUUUAAAAGAUGGAAGAAAGAUGUUUGGAACAUUUGAACUUCUUCCACUUCAGUCCUCUGAAGCUGGAUCAGUAAACUAAACCCCAGGUUAAUCCAAAAGACGAAACAUAGUGUAUUACAAAGACCUAUUGCUUUUGUUGGUAUACAAAUCUGAUGGCUUUGGGGUGGA